UUCCGCUUAUUUGAAUUUACCUCUCAAUAAUAGCUCAGAGCUCAUCCACAAAAGAGCAGUCACAUGGUAGGAACAUGUGGCCGUGACGUCAGCAAGGUCCUUUCCGAGGAUAGGAACUAGACGCUACGACGCAACAAUCAUGGCGGAUGCUAAACGUGGGGACGAGGGAAUAGAAGCCCAGGGUGUAGGGGAUGAAGAGGAGGAGAUGGAGUCUGAGGGAGAAGGAUCCGCGGAUGAUUCCUCUGAGGGAACAGGCCAAUCUUCUUGUGAGGAGGAUGAUGAAAAGGAAAACGAAGCGGAGAUUCAGAGGCUGGAAGAGCAAUUAUCUAUUAAUGCCUUUGAUUACAACUGUCAUGUUGAUCUCAUCAAACUGCUGCGACAAGAAGGGGAGCUGGAGAGGCUUAGACGUGCACGGCAGAAGAUGAGCGAGCUUUUUCCAUUAACUAAAGAGAUUUGGCUGGACUGGCUUAUGGAUGAAAUGAAAGUUGCAGAUCAAGGAUCCUGCCGUGAGAAAGUUUAUGAACUCUUUGAACGAGCAGUGAAAGACUAUAUAUGUCCAGAAAUUUGGCUGGAAUAUGCACAGUAUUCGAUCGGUGGUAUGGGAGAGGAGGGUGGCAUUGCAAAAGUUCGCUCUAUCUUUGAGAGAGCACUAACUGCUGUAGGACUUCAUAUGACUAAAGGAUCCACACUUUGGGAUGCAUACAGGGAAUUUGAAAAUGCGAUCUUAGGAACCAUACAGCCAGUGCCGGGCAGCAUCCCUUCACCAGAGCAGCAGCAGAUGCUACAGGCACAACUUCAGCGGAUCCACACACUAUUCAGACGUCAGCUUGGUGUACCUCUCUUAGACAUGACUUCAACAUAUGCUGAAUAUGAAGAGUGGUCAGAGGAACCAAUAUCAGAGGCUCUGAUGCAAAGUUAUAAAAAAGCCUUGCAGCAGAUGAAAAAGUGCAAACACUAUGAAGAGGCUCUGCUAGCUGCAGAAACUCCUAAGCUUGCUGAAUACCAGGCUUACAUCGACUUUGAAAUGAAUGCAGGGGAUCCAGCUCGCAUCCAGCUUAUCUUUGAACGUGCUUUAGUUGAAAAUUGUUUAGUUCCAGAUCUGUGGGCACGAUACACUCAAUAUCUCGACAGACAGCUAAAAGUGAAGGAUCUUGUGCUGUCUGCACAUGAUCGUGCAGCCAGAAACUGCCCGUGGACAGUUGACUUGUGGAAGAGGUAUAUCCUUGCCAUGGAGAGACACGGUGUAGACCAUAAUAUUGUCACUGACAAUUUUGAGAAAGCUCUGAAUGCUGGGUUCAUCCAGGCCACCGAUUAUGUGGAGAUCUGGCAGUAUUAUCUAGACUAUCUUCGAAGGAGAGUUGACUUUACAAAAGAUUCCAGUAAAGAGCUAGAAGAGUUGAGAUCUGUAUUUGUCCGUGCUCUUGAUUACCUUAAGCAGGAAGUUGAAGAACGGUUUGGUGAGAGUGGCGAUCCUUCUUGCAGUAUAAUGCAAAACUGGGCUAAGAUAGAGGCACGACACUGCAACAACAUGCAGAAAGCUCGAGAGCUGUGGGAUAGCAUCAUGACCAGAGGCAAUUCCAGAUUUGCCAACAUGUGGCUGGAGUAUUACAACCUUGAGAGAGCCCAUGGAGAUAUACAACACUGUCGGAAAGCGUUGCAUCGAGCAGUUCAAUGUACUACAGACUAUCCAGAGCAUGUAUGCGAGGUUCUUCUUAGCCUGGAGAGAAUAGAAGGCUCUUUGGAGGAUUGGGAUUCAGCAGUGCUCAAAACAGAAAACCGCCUAUCCCGAGUGAAAGAGCAGAGAGCAAAGGCUGCAGAAAAGGAGGCAGUGCUGGCCAAGCAAGAAGAGGAGAAAGCAGAGCAGAGGAAGAAGUCACGUGCCGAGAAGAAAGCUGCAAAAAAAUGUAAAAAGGCGAAACCUGGAGAGAAGCGCAAAGCAGAUGAUGAUGAUGAAGAUGAAGAAGAAGAGUGGGGAGAGGAAGGAGAACAGCCAAAUAAGAGGCACAAGGGAGAUGAAGAGAUCUUGGAAGACAAUGAGGCAGAAGAGAUGGAAACAGAAACUGGUCUUUUUGGUAAAAGUGCUCCUUCCAAGUCCCAAACAGGCAAACAGAAACCACAGACUUUGAAAGAGCUGCCUAAGAUUCUUCAUGACCGGAACAAGGAUAGUAUCACUGUUUUUGUUAGCAACUUGCCCUACAGCAUCUCUGAACCAGAGAAGCAGCUUAGGAAAGUGUUCUCUAGCUGCGGAGAGAUCUCUCAAGUGCGAGUCAUCUAUAACAACAAGGGAACAUUCAGAGGAUAUGGCUACGUGGAGUUUGCAGAGGAAAAGAGUGCUCAGGAUGCACUGAAACUAGACAGGAAAGUUAUAAAUGGGAGACCAAUGUUUGUGUCUCCAUGUGUGGACAAGAAUAAGAAUCCAGAUUUCAAGGUAUUCAAGUAUUGCACACAGUUGGAAAAACACAAGCUGUUUGUCUCUGGAUUGCCAUACUCCAGUACUAAAGAGGAACUGGAAGAACUUUUCAAGGAGCAUGGGGCCAUAAAGGAGAUUAGACUGGUGACAAAUCGCUCCGGGAAGCCAAAGGGUCUUGCUUAUGUUGAAUAUGAAAAUGAAGCUCAGGCUUCACAAGCAGUACUUAAGAUGGAUGGAAUAAAAAUUAAGGACCAUACAGUAAAAGUGGCAAUUAGUAACCCACCACAGAGGAAACAGCCAGAUGUCUCUGAAACCGCUAUAGCCAUGGUUCCACGACCGACCUAUGGAGCAAGGGGUAAAGGAAGAACCCAGCUGGCGUUAUUACCCCGCUCACUGCAUCGUCAAAGUGCAUCAAUCACUCAGAAAACAGAAAAUGGGACACCGCAGGAACAGGCCACUUCAUCAGCUGCUGCAGGGGAGCCCAGAAAGUUGUCCAAUGCAGAUUUUGCUCGACUGUUGCUACAGAAGUGACCAUGAGCAACAAGCUGCCAUAAAACUUUUUUUUUUUUUUUAAUCUUUAUUUUUAAUAAUUUUUCCCCAAAGAGAAAUAUUAGGAACAUAACGUUAUAUUUGACACCGUAGUAUAAAGAGUUGCAAAUAUUGGGGAACUUUCCCACCAAUCAAUGGAGCAAGUGUGAAAGCAACAAUCCCGCCUCCUCCAUCUCUAUUUGGAACAACACACUGUGUUGUUUAAAACUGCUGUGAAUUACAUUGUUAUGACAGGCGAUAACCUCCUCGCCCUUUCUCUACAUUUUAUUUUAUAUAUAUAUAUAUAUAUAUAUAUAUAUAUAUAUAUAUAUAUAUAUAUAUAUAUAUAUAUAUAUAUUUUUUUUUUUUUAUAUAUAUAAUGAAUAUUGUUGGAACCUAUUGACACCGCAUAGGAAAAACUUGCUGCAUCGACCGAUCUGGGUCUAAAAUACUGUAACAACAUUGCAAGUUUCCUUGUUUAACCUCAGUGAUAGUAUAUUUUUGUUCUUUUAUUGGGAACAUAAUAAAACAGUUUGAUUUAAAAAGAAAAAAAUGAAGAAACAAACCAGCGUUGCAGAUACAUCAUCUUAAUUCUACAUCUUGUUGAUGAUGUUUCAGGUAUGUGGUUGGGGAAAUACCCUGAGAUAUUGAACAAAUAAACAGUUCCAUAAGUAAUCAGCCUUUAGUAUGACUAAAAUGCUAACACAUUGAUUCAAAGUUAACAAUAAAAAAUCAAAGGGAGCGGGUAAUUCAGAAAUAUGGAGACAUGGUAUAAAGGAAUGGGAAGUAUAUAUAGAUUUUCAUUAUCCUUUCUGCUAUUCUGUUGUGUUUUUAAAUGGAAAGUGAGUGAGCAAGGUCCCAUUGAACCUAUAGGUUAUCCAAGGUUUGCGAUACUUCAGAAGUAUAUAUUUAUCUGUAGUAAGGCUGGAUUUAUAGAAGAGGUUCUCCAGGACUUUGGUACAGUCUAUCUAGCUGCUAGGAGGAUAUGAUUUAAUAAAUGCUGUUUGACAUUAGGUACCCCUUCUGCUGGGCCGUGCAUUACAGCAUAGAUCAAAUUGUAUGCGCUUACCCAAAAUCAAACAGCUCUUGGACAGGUCCAAUAUAUGUGGGCAAUAUUUCCUAGCCAGGGCAGCCAAGGUAGCAUUGAUCAUUUAACUGGGGUAAAAAGUGAAAAAAGGACAUUAUAGCCAGAUUCUAAGAGAACUGUAUUAAGGGAACUUCAUUUCAAAUUGUCCCAACAUUUAACCCAUUGGUUCUCUGAUAAAGAUAUACCUAGUUCUCUUUCCCAGAUUUGUAUAUAUGCUAUAUCCCUGAGCUGUUUGGGGGAAAUGGUUUAUUAUAUACUGAUAUAAGACUGAUAUAGCUUUGGGUUGGCUUGCCCUCUAUACAUCAUCUCUCAAAUAGAUCUUUACCUCUGGAUUCUUUUUUCCCCCCAACAUUGGGUAAGAGUUGAAGGCCCCAAAAGCAUUCAGUUAUGGGGAGAUGAUCACUUUCUGCCGUAAAAACUUUUGUUGAAAACUAUUUUUCCUUUGUGAUCUUCUCCUCUGAGGUUAAACUGCAGCAUAUGGGAUGCAGAGAUAGGAUGUACUCAUACCUUUUAUUUUUCCAGUGAAACUGUAGACUUUCCUCAUUUCCCUCAUAUUGAGGCACAAUCGAUAUUGCUGGGGUAGCCGAAAGUCGUCUGUUUUGGGAACUUUUUUACUCCAAACAUAAGGGGAAAAAGAAAAGAUGUUGACAAAAUAAUCAUAUGUAACUAUCCUUAUAUAGUUGUUUUAUACAGUAUAUAAUCUUGCCUUUUCCUUGUAAAAUCGCAAGCAGUUAUCCAAGUUUGAUAGAGACAAUUAUAAUAUACGCUGUACCCGAUUAACCAGCUGUCUUUUGGCCAUCUUUCUAAUCCUGAUGGCAGUUUAUUGCUUCAUACAACAGGAAUGCCCAAGCAGCUGUCGUGCGCACAGUCUCUAUUGUGGGGGUGAACUAUUAAUUCAUACUUGUGUCUGCGCUUUGCCUAGUGUUUAGCGUAAUUCAGUUUUCAUAUAAUGUACUAACAAGCCCACAAUAAGGAUUGUACACUGCUUCAGAAUUGGUUUGCUUCUUUGUACCUGCACUCCUGUAAUAAGCACAUUCUGCUUUCCGUACCCGUUCGUUUAUUUGGUUUUCGUGUGAUUUAAACAGAGGUGGAAACCCCGUUUUGGUUCUUUACUUUUACAGAGGAAAGUUAAACCUCCUUAGCCUAUUUUUUCAUAAUGAAAUUUUGAUAUAUAUAUAUAUAUAUAGUUCAUAGAAUGCAGCCGAUGUUUUAUUUUUGUUUAAUGUGCAGUCAAGAUGUUUGUCAGAUGAAGGAUGCACUGAAAAUGCAUUUGGAAGAAAAAAAAAAAAUCUAUUUUCCCACAUAGUUGUGUUUUUUUUUUUUUUUUUAACCCAUUUAGUGUUUGCAGACUGUGGAUUUGCAGCGAUGUGUAAACUGACAGCUUGACACUUAUGGGUGAGGAGUUGCUGCAUUUUACUGUGGAUGUUUUCUAUAGAGUUUCUUUGUGUACAUUUAUUGUGGGGUUUUUUUUGUUUCCAUUCCUGUUUUAUUAAACUGCCAUUUCCCAAUAA
This is a messenger RNA of Xenopus laevis (African clawed frog), 5536 nucleotides long. RefSeq names its product squamous cell carcinoma antigen recognized by T cells 3 L homeolog (gene sart3.L). Gene Ontology annotation, biological process: RNA processing. Gene Ontology annotation, molecular function: nucleic acid binding; RNA binding. Bases 140 to 2941 code for a protein of 933 amino acids. The transcript is spliced from 19 exons. Gene Ontology annotation, cellular component: Cajal body; nuclear speck; cytoplasm. The record is from RefSeq and is a predicted model, not a curated record. Lineage: Eukaryota; Metazoa; Chordata; Amphibia; Anura; Pipidae.